UAUUAGGUAAACCAGGUAAAUAUUACAGUUCCCGGUUGCCAAUGCGUAGCGGUGUACGUAGCAUUCAAUUGUGGACGCACCCUGAUGAUAAGUUGACCUUACUAGACGGACAUGACAUCAUUACGUACGGAAGACGUUCGCGCAAAUUUGACCUCAUCCGUAGGAAGUGGAGCGUAGACAGUUCGGGCAACUCCGUAAGAAAAGGGAAAAAAAAUAGAAAAAAAAAACCGAAGGAACGAAAACUCGUUGAAUUUCUUCACUUGAGUGUUUUUCGGAGCGACUUCACAAACUAUCCCGAGCGGAGGAAAUCCCCGGGCGAGGGGAACCAAAGUCUUCACGACUGGGAAUGAUGGAGGAUUCCCAUUUUAACUCCUACUUCUGGUCUCCAGUGCAAGGACCGAUUGAGAAUGCUGUGUUUCUAAACAAGGUGAAGGAGCAGCUGGGCCAACAGGACAAAAACCCUGCCUACCCGCAUGGCUCCUCCCACUACCCCACCACAGCGGUGGUGGCAGUUGCGGGGGGCGUGGCCAUGGAUGCAGCGGCCGGGGGGCGGGCGCUGAAGCAGGAACAAGCGCAUCCGCCCCAUUCCUCACACAGCAUCACUGUGGUGCCCGUACCGUCCACCGGAAUCAUGACAGCUGCGGGCUUAGUCACUCUGGUGUCUCCGGUAUCCUCCGCUCCAUCUCUAAUCCCUGGGCAUCCGACAACCACUAUGAUAACAGUGCACGCAGACAAGAAAGACGAUGGCAUGUCCUGCUCCCCCGUCGUCAUCCCGUUACCAUCAAAGCGAGGGAGGAAGAAGAAGGCCACACUCCCGUUGGUGGGCUCCCCGACAGGAAGUGACUCGCUGAUGCUCAGUCACCUGGCUGGACAGCAUCAUCCUGCCGACCCCUAUGAUCUCUCUGCUGAUGAAGGACCUGCUGGAAAGGAUGGAUCAAAGACCUACAGGUGCCGGAUGUGCGGCCUGACGUUCUGCAAUAAGUCAGACAUGCAGCUGCAUUCCAAGUCGCACACGGAGGUGAAGGCGCACCAGUGCCCGCACUGCUCCAAAUCCUUCGCUAACUCCAGCUACCUGGCGCAGCACAUCCGCAUCCACAGCGGCGCUAAGCCCUACAUCUGCUCCUACUGCCAGAAGGCAUUCAGGCAGCUCAGUCACUUACAGCAGCACACACGAAACCACACUGAAUCCAAACCCCAUAAGUGUCCGCACUGCUCGAAGUCGUUCGCCAACACCAGUUAUUUGGCCCAACACGUGCGGAUCCACACCGGAGUGAAACCCUAUACCUGCUCUUACUGCCAGAAGACCUUCAGGCAACUCAGCCACCUACAGCAGCAUCACAGAAUCCACACAGGAGACCGGCCGUAUAAGUGUACCCAUCCAGGCUGCGAGAAGGCCUUCACUCAGCUGUCAAAUCUUCAGUCUCACCGUCGCCAACACAACAAAGACAAGCCAUUCAAGUGCCACCACUGUAACCGUGGCUAUACGGACUCGGCGAGCCUUGAGGUCCAUCUCUCAACCCAUACAGUGAAACAUGCGAAGCUGUACUCCUGUGGCCUGUGCAAUCGCACCUACACUUCAGAAACGUACCUGAUAAAGCACAUGCGGAAACACUCUCCGGACCUGGUACCCACUCCGCCCUCGGGAGCUCAGCAGAGCCACAGCCCCGCAGGGGGAGGAGGUGCUGGAGGAGGAAGUGCAGGAGGAGGUGCGGAAGGAGCUGCAGCAGGUCGUGCUGAGAGGACCAACGCUUACCAACAGCCAGAGGGAGUGCCAUGUGUAUUUGACCUGCAGCAGUACAAACCAGUGACAGCGGCAGACGUUUCGUACAAAACAGUCAGCGUGUCUGAUCUGUCCUCUCACAAAGACCUGUGCAUCACAGUGGAGGCCUCGGCCAUACAGGUGGAACACCUCAGUUCAUGA
Ictalurus furcatus (blue catfish) is the source of this 1921-nucleotide messenger RNA. RefSeq names its product zinc finger protein 384 b (gene znf384b). Gene Ontology annotation, molecular function: DNA-binding transcription factor activity, RNA polymerase II-specific; RNA polymerase II cis-regulatory region sequence-specific DNA binding. The record is from RefSeq and is a predicted model, not a curated record. The transcript has 11 exons. Gene Ontology annotation, cellular component: nucleus. Lineage: Eukaryota; Metazoa; Chordata; Actinopteri; Siluriformes; Ictaluridae. Gene Ontology annotation, biological process: regulation of transcription by RNA polymerase II. Bases 347 to 1921 code for a protein of 524 amino acids.